Molecule: messenger RNA, 885 nt
Organism: Coregonus sp. 'balchen'
Lineage: Eukaryota; Metazoa; Chordata; Actinopteri; Salmoniformes; Salmonidae
Source: the annotation of a GenBank genome assembly
AUGUGGGCGAUGGCACUGAUUGACCUCUGUCUGCUGGUGGUGGCGUUGUGGGUUGGGGUCAGGGAAGGGGCCAGUAGGUGAGCAGAUGAAGCAUUCCCAGGUGCCUCUGAUCCCUCACCGGCCCUUCAUAGUGGUGUGGAACGCCCCCCGGCCCUUCAUAGUGGUGUGGAACGCCCCCUGGCCCCCCUUCAUAGUGGUGUGGAACGCCCCCUGGCCCCCCUUCAUAGUGGUGUGGAACGCCCCCUGGCCCCCCUUCAUAGUGUGUGGAACGCCCCCUGGCCCCCCUUCAUAGUGGUGUGAAACGCCCCCUGGCCCCCCUUCAUAGUGGUGUGGAACACCCCCCGGCCAUUCAUCGUGGUGUGGAACGCCUCCACAGAGUCCUGCCACCUUCACUUCAAGGUGAACCUAAACCUCAGUGUCAUCGACAUCGUGACCAACCUCAACGAGACCCUUAGCGGACCUAAUGUCACCAUCUACCACAGCCACCUGGGCUAUUACCCUUACUACGCCAGCUCUGGGAACCCCAUCAACGGGGGCCUGCCACAGAACCAGAGCCUGUCCAAGCACCUGAGCAAGACCAGGGCUGACAGUGACAAGCUCAUCAUCCACAAGGACUUCCGAGGCCUGGGUGUCAUUGACUGGGAGAACUGGAGGCCCCAGUGGGUGCGCAACUGGGGCUCCAAGGGCAUCUUCUGCAAUAAGUCCAAGGAGCAGAUCCGUAAGCUCCAUCUAGGCUGGCCUGAGAUCAAGGUGGAGGAGGAGUUAGGUUUGGAGGCAUUUGAGAGGGCUGGACAGGCCUUCAUGAACAAUACUCUACUGUUAGCCGAAAGUCAACAACCUGACGGCAUCUGGGGCUUCAACCUGUUCUCCGGCUGCAAAAGCUAA